Molecule: messenger RNA, 1206 nt
Organism: Raphanus sativus (radish)
Lineage: Eukaryota; Viridiplantae; Streptophyta; Magnoliopsida; Brassicales; Brassicaceae
Product: glycine-rich RNA-binding protein 5, mitochondrial
Exons: 5
Coding region: 121-978 (285 amino acids)
Molecular function (GO): RNA binding
Source: RefSeq, a predicted model, not a curated record
AUAAGCCCUUCUCUCUCUUACAAUGGUUUCUCACUACUGGCGAGAAUUGAAAGACGCUUCCAGAGAGAAGAGAGAGAGAGAUUGUCUCCCUAAAACCCUAGAGAGUUUGAUACGCACCACAUGGCUUUCUUAAGUAAAGUUGGAAAGAUAUUUAGGCAGACCAGCACCCAUGUCACUACCUCCAACUCAAUGCUACAGAGCAUCCGUUGCAUGUCUUCGUCCAAAAUCUUUGUUGGAGGUAUCUCCUACAGCACUGAUGAGUUUGGCUUAAGAGAAGCUUUUAGCAAAUAUGGAGAAGUUGUUGAUGCGAAAAUCAUUGUGGACCGUGAAACUGGGAGAUCAAGGGGCUUUGCUUUUGUCACAUUUACUUCUACAGAAGAGGCUAGUAACGCCAUGCAAUUGGAUGGACAGGACCUUCAUGGUCGAAGAAUUAGGGUGAACUACGCAACUGAAAGAGGAAGUGGAUUUGGAGGAAGAGGAUUCGGUGGUCCUGGUGGUGGCAAUGCGGGUGGUUACGGUGCUCCAUCUGGUGGUUAUGGAGGUGGUGGUGGUUACGGUGCUCCAGGUGGUGGUUACGGAGGCGGUGGUUACGGUGCUCCAGCUGGUGGUUACGGAGGUGGCCCAUCUUAUGGUGGGAAUGCUGGUGGUGGUGGUUAUGGAGGUAACUCUCCUUAUGGUGGCAAUGCCGUUGGUGAUGGUUAUGGAAGCAACGUUGGCGGUGGUGGAUAUGGUGUCGCUGGUGGUGUUGGUGGAAGUGACAACUUUGCUCAAGGCAGUUCCUCUAAUGCUGGAUUUGAUGACAAGUUUAGCAGCAACGAACCACUAGGCAACGAUACGGAUCAUCAGCUUGAAAGCGCUGGCGAUGAGCAGUUUGGUGGCAGUGACAAUCAGUUCGGUGGCUCGGAGAACGGUCAAACAGAGGUUGCCCCAGACGGGUUUGAUCAGCCUGACGAUGGUGAUGUUGCGAAAAGAGCUUAGUCUCUACAAUAUUGCGCUGCCUGCGUUACUCUUUGCAGUUUCAGAAUAAACUUGUGGAAGUUUCUUAGUUUCUGUUUUUCAACGUUUGGUGUUGUUUAUCAUAUAGGCAGAGACCUCUCUAUUGUUGGUCGUUUUCUUUAUGUUUUGUGACAUUUGAGGGCUCGCAAAUAAAACUGUAAUAACUUCUAACAGUCUCUCCUUUUUGUUCUAUUUAAGGGUUCCAUACUA